This is a messenger RNA of Castor canadensis (American beaver), 399 nucleotides long. It is a transcript of the gene Fabp7, whose product is annotated as fatty acid binding protein 7. Gene Ontology annotation, molecular function: lipid binding. The record is from RefSeq and is a predicted model, not a curated record. Lineage: Eukaryota; Metazoa; Chordata; Mammalia; Rodentia; Castoridae.
AUGGUGGAGGCUUUCUGUGCUACCUGGAAGCUCACUGACAGUCAAAAUUUUGAUGACUACAUGAAGGCUUUAGGUGUGGGCUUUGCCACUAGGCAGGUGGGAAAUGUGACUAAGCCAACAGUGAUCAUCAGUCAGGAAGGGGAGAAAGUGGUGGUCAAGACUCAAUGCACAUUCAAGAACACAGAGAUUAGUUUCCGCCUGGGAGAAGAAUUUGAUGAAACCAGCAUAGAUGACAGGAACUGUAAGUCAGUCAUUAGCCUGGAUGGAGACAAACUUAUUCAUGUACAGAAAUGGGAUGGCAAAGAAACAAAUUUGGUACGAGAAAUUAAGGAUGGCAAAAUGAUUGUGACUCUUACUUUUGAUGACGUUGUUGCCGUUCGCUGCUAUGAGAAGGCAUAG